Cynocephalus volans (Philippine flying lemur) is the source of this 171-nucleotide messenger RNA. RefSeq names its product small ribosomal subunit protein uS14-like. Gene Ontology annotation, cellular component: cytosolic small ribosomal subunit. Gene Ontology annotation, molecular function: structural constituent of ribosome; zinc ion binding. The record is from RefSeq and is a predicted model, not a curated record. Bases 1 to 171 code for a protein of 56 amino acids. Lineage: Eukaryota; Metazoa; Chordata; Mammalia; Dermoptera; Cynocephalidae. The transcript has a single exon.
AUGGGUCACCAGCAGCUCUACUGGAGCUACCCUGGAAACUUCGGCCAGAAUUCUCGCUUUUGCCACAUCUGUUCAGACCGGCGUGGUCUGAUCCAAAUAUACGGCCUCAAUAUGUGUCACCAGUGUUUCUGUCAAAACAUGAAGGAUAUAGGCUUCAUCAAGUUCGACUAA